GAACUUAAAGCCGUCCAACUGGCCUUAAAUAUUGCCGAAAGAGAAAGGUGGCCAAAGCUCUGUUUAUACACUGAUUCCUGGAUGGUAGCUAAUGCUCUGUGGGGAUGGAUGAAGAAAUGGAAAGAAGCGAACUGGCAGCGUAGAGGAAGACCAAUCUGGGCUGCUGAAGAGUGGAAAGACAUUGCUACUCGGUUAGAAAAACUACCUGUGAGGGUUCGCCCUGUAGAUGCCCAUGUCCCCAGAAAUAAAGCUAAUGAAGAGCAGCAAAAUAAUCAGCAAGUAGAUCAGGCCGCAAAGAUAGGGGGGUUGGAAAUAGAUUUGGAUUGGGAACAUAAGGGAGAGUUGUUCCUGGCUCGAUGGGCCCAUGAUGCCUCAGGCCAUCAGGGCAGAGAUGCCACCUAUAAGUGGGCACGAGACCGAGGGGUGGAUCUAACCAUGGACAGUAUUUCCCAGGUUAUCCAUGACUGUGAGACGUGUGCUGCCAUCAAGCAGGCCAAGCGGGUGAAGCCCUUCUGGUAUGGGGGGCGGUGGUCCAAAUAUAAGUACGGAGAGGCCUGGCAGAUUGACUACAUCACACUGCCUCAGACCCGCCAGGGCAAGCUCUACGUGCUGACCAUGGUGGAAGCCACCACCGGAUGGUUGGAGACCUACCCUGUUUCCCAUGCUACUGCUUGCAACACUAUCUUGGGCCUGGAAAAGCAGGUCCUUUGGAGGCACGGUACCCCUGAGAGGAUUGAGUCCGACAAUGGGACUCAUUUUAAGAACAACCUUGUUAACACCUGGGCUAGGGAACACGGUAUUGAGUGGGUGUACCAUAUCCCUUACCAUGCACCAGCUGCAGGUAGAGUGGAGAGGUACAAUGGAUUGUUGAAGACCACCUUAAAGGCAUUGGGUGGGGGAUCCCUCAGGAACUGGGAGCAGCAUUUGGCAAAGGCCACUUGGUUAGUCAACACUCGAGGUUCCACCAACCGAGCAGGUCCCGCCCAGUCUGAGUGCCUCAAUAUAGUGGAUGGAGACAAAGUCCCAGUGGCCCAUAUCAGAGGUUUGCUAGGGAAGACAGUGUGGAUUAAUCCUGCCUCGAGUACAGGCAAACCCAUUCGUGGGAUUGCCUUUGCUCAAGGACCAGGAUGUACUUGGUGGAUAAUGCAGAAAGAUGGAACAACCCGCUGCGUACCUCAGGGAGAUCUGAUUGUAGGGUGAUGUUAUUGUUGAGUGUAACCACCGUUGCCUGUAUGCUAAAUCAUAUGAAUAUGAAACAGAAGGAAAUGUGUAAGUGGUGAAGGCCUGAGCAAGUGAGAAGAAGGAAACGUGCAAGUAUUGAAGGUUUGAGCAAGUCAGAGAAAGUUUUUAUAUUGUGUUUAGUGAGUGUAUAUCCCAAUCGUGUGUCAAUGAUCACGAUAUGGGAUAAGGGGUGGAAUGUUCUGGGUUGAUGUUGAUGUUGUGACUAGCUCCUCUCCCUGCCCCCCCCAUGGAGCUGCCAGCGGUGGGACGGCCCUUCCCCGGG
Molecule: messenger RNA, 1504 nt
Organism: Ficedula albicollis (Collared flycatcher)
Lineage: Eukaryota; Metazoa; Chordata; Aves; Passeriformes; Muscicapidae
Exons: 1
Coding region: 82-1200 (372 amino acids)
Biological process (GO): DNA integration
Molecular function (GO): nucleic acid binding
Source: RefSeq, a predicted model, not a curated record